GCUUUUAUUUGAAUACCAGUUUAAGCAUAUUUGCAACGAUCGUUAUUAGCUUGAAGAAAUACACAACACUACUUUUCUUGGACAACAUGGCGAAGAAAAACAGCCAAAGGGAUACCUCGGGGGUUGUGUUUGACACUCGCUCAAAGAUGGUCAUGUCGCAGGGAGGAACAGCCGAGAGGAUGAAGGAGAAGAUCAGCGCUGUCAGAGCAGUCGUCCCCAACAAAAGCAACAAUGAGAUUGUUCUGGUUCUGCAGCACUUCGAAAACUGUGUCGACAAGGCUGUUCAAGCUUUCUUAGAAGGUAGUGCCGUAGAGAUCCUGAAGGAGUGGAAUGUCACAGGAAAGAAGAAGCCCAAGAAGAAAAAGAAGCCCAAGCCCCAGGCGGAGGCUUCAGCAGAGCCCGCUCCACCUGAAGCCAUUCAGGAGAGCAAGGAUGAAAUAAAUGGUUUUCACGCCAAUGGAUCAGUAAUGGAUGGAGAGUCGCUGGAUUCUCUGAGUGAACAGUUGGACUCUGCCUCUCUGGAUGCAGCCGAGCUGGACUCUGAACCUGCUUCAUCCGAAACCACUGGUGCAGAAGCAGAAAGUCAAGGAAGCGCUCCAAGUCCUGCCUCUCAGCCGGGAGGCAGGAAUCACCAAGGUCCCAGAGGCAACAAGCCCAGACACAGGCCGGGCUCAAAUUCACAUCCCCCCACUUCCACUUUAGCACUUUCUAAUGAUGAGAGCCAGCAAGGAUCAUCAGGAGUCAAGAAGAUGGCUCCCAACAUUGACCGAUCUGUGAAGGACCUGCAGAGAUGCACAGCCUCACUGACCCGCUACAGGAUGGUGGUCAAAGAGGAGAUGGACUCCUCCAUUAAGAGGAUGAAGCAGACGUUUGCUGAGCUCCAGAGUUGUUUAAUGGACAGAGAAGUGACUCUACGAGAAAUGGACAAAGUGAAAGCAGAGGCCAGUAAGUACUGUAUUUUCAAGUGUAUUUAUCAAACCAAAGCACAUACCACCCGCAAGCCACUAGUAUUCUUUACAUAAUAUGAUCACCUGACUCAAGGGCUCAGAGAAUCUGACCUAAAUCACUACAGGAAAGGUAGUAAAAGAGAUUGUUGUGGAACAGCAAGUCCCAGUUUCUUCAAAACUGCAGUGGUGCCCUCAGGGUAGUGCUAUACCUAGAGCAUACCUGUGUAUAUGUGUGCGCACAACAUGACAGAGCAAGACUGCAUAUUUUCUACAAGUAGGCCAUUCUCUCUCUUUCUGUCCUCUCAGUGUAGAGUGUUGUGUGUUCCAGGUCUGGAAAAAGUGAAUAGUGUCAGGUGUCAAGGGAGACUCAAAGCUGUCUUUGUGCGAGGUGUGUGGGGAAUUGAGAGGAAACCA
Sphaeramia orbicularis (orbiculate cardinalfish) is the source of this 1361-nucleotide messenger RNA. RefSeq names its product spermatogenesis-associated serine-rich protein 2-like. Gene Ontology annotation, cellular component: cytoplasm. Gene Ontology annotation, molecular function: protein binding. The record is from RefSeq and is a predicted model, not a curated record. Lineage: Eukaryota; Metazoa; Chordata; Actinopteri; Kurtiformes; Apogonidae.